AUUUGGAUUUUAAUUCCCGUCCAUCUCCCUCGAUGAGAAGACUCACGCAACUCUCUCUCUCGCCAUGUGCCAUUGAAAAUUUAAAUAUUCAGACAAAACUCAAAAAACUGGUUUUUCACACUAUACCUAGACAUACGUGUAUAUAUAUACAUAUAUAGACACUUGACUAAAUUUAGUGCAAAAAAAAAAUAAACGAUAAAAAUUUAAUAGAAAAAUAAAUAAAAAAAAAAAAGAAUUUAAAAUCCAGUACGAUGAAUAUCAAUUAGGUUUGACUAUAUAAAAGUGAUGUGUUUAUUAAUUUUGAGUUAUUUGCAAAAAAUCAGGCUCACAGCCGAAAAGGUAAUCCAUGUUUUCUGAGAAUUACCAUGAGAAGAUGGACUGGCACGAGGAUUAUGAUUUUUAUCCUCCAGAUUUGUUGGACCAUUAUCCAAGGAGAGUCGUAUGUCGGUAGCAGAGGAGAAAUGUCGAAAGAGACAAAAUUUACAAUGGAUUUGGAGAAUGAAAAAAAAAUUUUUGAUAUUACUUCAAUUUACUCUUGGACAGGACCAAAUGCGUUGGCAAGAUCGUCACUUAUUGAGAGACAGGAGAAUUUGCAAAAUAAUUGUGAAGAAUUGCCAGACAUUGACAAUCGGCGAAAAAUCAUGGGUCUCGGAGAAUUUUCCAAUAUUUUAGUCGAUGAAAAACAUAAACUUUUGUACUGUUAUGUUCCAAAAGUCGCUUGUACAAAUUGGAAACGUGUACUAAUGGUAAUAUCAGGCAAAUGGAAUGGAAAUGAUCCUAUUGAAAUACCCGCCGAUCAGGCACACGCCACGGGAAUAUUUCCCCGACUGAGUAAUUAUACAUUAGAUGAAAUUGAAAAUAAAAUAAUUAAUUACAAUAAAUUAAUAGUUGUUCGACAUCCAUUCGAAAGACUUUUAUCUGCAUUUAGAAAUAAACUUGAAGCAAAACAUGAGAAGAGUUCAAAAUAUUUUCAAGAGCGCUUCGGAAGAAAAAUAAUAAAGAAAUAUAGAGUAAACGCAACGAAGGAAUCGAUUAGUAAAGGCGAUGACGUGACUUUUCGUGAAUUUGUCGAUUUUAUAACGGAUACUAAAAAAAAUAUUAGUCAAAAUGAACAUUGGCGACCAUUUUCCGAUUUGUGCCAUCCAUGUAUAGUUAAUUACAAUCUUGUUAGUAAAUACGAGAGUCUCGUGGAGGAUGCAACAGAAAUUUUAGAAAGAAUUGGCGCUGAAUCAAUAACUUUUCCAGCGAGAUCAUCGAAAACUCAACCGACAUCGCAAAAACUAAAUGAAUAUUAUUCAACAUUAAGUUUUAAACAACUUCGAAAAUUGGCAAAUUUUUAUAAAACUGAUUUAAAGCUAUUUGAUUAUUCCCUCGAGGAAAUUGUCGGAUUUUCGAUAGCAUAAUUUAUAUAAUUUUCUUUCUCAAUACUUUACCUCAAUUGAUGUGAUAAUAUGCUCAAAAAAAAAGUAAAGCUUGAAUAAUUAUACUCGAAAUAUAUUUAAUGUAUCUAAAACUA
Messenger RNA from Leptopilina boulardi, 1516 nucleotides. Its product is annotated as carbohydrate sulfotransferase 11-like. Lineage: Eukaryota; Metazoa; Arthropoda; Insecta; Hymenoptera; Figitidae. The record is from RefSeq and is a predicted model, not a curated record. The coding region runs from base 366 to 1403 and encodes 345 amino acids. The transcript has 6 exons. Gene Ontology annotation, cellular component: membrane. Gene Ontology annotation, molecular function: sulfotransferase activity. Gene Ontology annotation, biological process: carbohydrate biosynthetic process.